AUGGUGAUGCGGUUCUUCAACCCCGAUCCUGAACUGGACCGCUACAGGGGCGCGCUCCUUGGGCUGGCUGUGGGAGAUGCCCUGGGUGUUCCCGUGGAAUUCAUGCGCCCCGGCACUUUCGAUCCCAUUACCGAGAUGGUAGGUGGCGGCCCCCACGGUCUCAUGCCCGGUGAAUGGACCGAUGACACUUCAAUGGCCCUCUGCCUUGCGGAGAGCUUGAUCGAACGUCAGGGUUUCGACGCUGUCGACCAGUUGCAGAGGUACGUGCGGUGGUGGCGCAACGGCCACCUCAGCAGCACCGGAUUGUGCUUCGACAUCGGCAUUACCACCCAGGCCGCGUUGGAAAGCUUUCAGUCCACGGGAGAACCGGCGGGACUGACCUCUCUCGACAGCGCCGGAAACGGCUCGAUCAUGCGCCUGGCGCCAGUCCCAAUGUUUUACGCCCUGAGCAUGCCAGAUGCUGUUGAAUUCGCGGCCCGGAGUUCGGCCACAACCCAUGCUUCCGAAGAGGCUGUCAGCGCCUGCCGCUACCUGGCUGCCGUUAUCGUCAAAGCCCUGUGGGGGUCCAGCAAGGAGGAAAUCCUGGCACCCGCACCCCCACAAAUCAGGGGCAGUGGCUACGUGGUUGAAUCGCUGGAGGCCGCGCUUUGGGCGUUCCACAACAGUGACAGCUUCGCCGACGGCCUCAGUAUGGCGGUGAACCUUGGCGAGGACUCAGACACUACUGGUGCGGUUUACGGACAGGUUGCCGGCGCCUUUUACGGCGCCCACACCAUACCGCAGAAGUGGCUGAACACCCUGGCGCACAGAGAUCUGAUCAUCGACUUUGCUGACCGGCUGUACGAUCUGAGGCCUUUGUCUUAA
Geodia barretti is the source of this 864-nucleotide messenger RNA. The record is from the annotation of a GenBank genome assembly. Lineage: Eukaryota; Metazoa; Porifera; Demospongiae; Tetractinellida; Geodiidae.